AUAUGAGAGCGUGCAGCUUCAGUCUUAUCCAUAAACUUGCAUCCUUCACAAGACAUCUUUUGAAGAAGGCAUUUUUUGCUACCUGCUUUGUCAGAUCCUUGUUAAGAGCAAGAUCAUGUCAUACCUGGCAAAUGUUGUUGAAGUCGGCGGGAAAGGAGGAGAGGCUUUCCAUUUUGAUGGCACUGAAAAUGGAUCCCUGUUGAAAAGGAUCAGUGUUUGGGUCAAUGAAACUACGGUGAAAGCUGUGACAGUGUGGCUUGCUGAUGACCAGUCCAAACAGUAUGGUAGGCCUGAUGGUGAUCUGAAAGAGUUUACAUUUGAAGAUGGAGAGCAUCUCACCUCCCUUUCACUUUGGCCAAAUCAAGAUGGAAAUCGUCUGGGUGCCAUCAAAUUCAAGACAAACCUCACCCGGGAGUUCCAUGUAAGCGUGACAAAUGGCAGGCUGUAUCCAGAAGUUCCAGUUGAUGUUGCUUCUGGGAUCUGCAUAGGAAUCAAAGGACGCUCAGGUUGGGAUAUUGAUCGCUUCGGCUUCAUAUUCAUUAAUACCAUCAAAUCUGCUGAGCUUACCAAUGUUGAGUAUCCCAACAUUCAUGAAGUGAUCCCCAAGGUAAAAGAAAUUGACAUCAAAUCCAUGUCCUACCAGAACAACACUAAUACAACUCAACAAUACCAAAUUGAGGCCUCCGAAAAAAUCACCCCAACAUCCUCCUGGUCUGUGACCGACCAACUGGAAAUCACAUUCUGCCUGAAAGUGAAGGCAGGAAUUCCACUGCUUGUGGAGAGCUCAUCAGGAUAUGAAUUAAAAGUUGGUGAUAUAGGUACAUAUGCUUCGGUGACCACUGAAGAAAAAAUGGAGUUCUUCCCAUUUUCUUUUAAAGUUCCUCCAGGUAAAACCAUGGAUGCGCGCACUGUAAUUGGUGAAGCUAACGUCAAUCUCCCAUUCACUGGCAUCAUCAAGAUCACCUGCUGUAAUGACAGAGUGCUGGAGUUUGGAACCAGUGGAACCUACAAGGGUGUCUCUUUCUCUGAUGGAAAAGUGGUUGUGAAUGAAUCAACCAAAACUCUUGGUGUAGCUUAGAGUUAAUUUCUCAAAAUGAAAAAUGUUUGUAUUUGCUGUUAACUUGGUUUAAUUGAUUUUAUUUUUAAUUAUUAGCUUGUCAUAAUGAUACAUACAGAUACAUACAGCAAUGAUUCCUACAGUUUAUUCUGAUAGUCCAGUGAUGCAAGACUAACCAAGAUUUUCUAUUAAUAAAAAAUUAUUUACAAAACAUUCUGAGUAAUUAACAAAACAUAUCACUUGAUUAUUUUUAGAUCUAGUUUGACUGUAGCUUCAUGUAAUAAUUGUAUUCAAUUUUCUUUUUACAUAUUCAGAAGAUUAUAAUCUAUUAUGAUUUCUAUCAAU
Molecule: messenger RNA, 1402 nt
Organism: Hemibagrus wyckioides
Lineage: Eukaryota; Metazoa; Chordata; Actinopteri; Siluriformes; Bagridae
Product: aerolysin-like protein
Exons: 2
Coding region: 116-1078 (320 amino acids)
Source: RefSeq, a predicted model, not a curated record